AUGUCAAGAGGAGGCGGUGGUGGACGGGGAGGCGGACGAGGAGGUCGAGGAGGAGGCAGAGGCGGACGACCAGCUCUUCCGUGGGACGACACAGAUGAACCCGAUGCCCGACCCUCUGAGCUGUUCCCGCCCUGCGUUGUUCCAACUCCUCGCGAUCUCACCACCACGGAAUACAACAGCGUCCAGUGCUUCCUCCUCCUUCGCCACCAAAUCCACUCAUCGCCUCUCUACACAUCCAAGCGAACGUCCCUCAUCGACCCCGCUGCUCCUCGGAAAGUCUACGGCCGCGACCAAAUGAACGCCCUGUACGAUGUCAAGAGCAAGGCCUCGGUCGACCCCUUCAACGCCAUGCCCACCUACUCUCAGCGCUUCUCCCGGCCAGAGCGCGCCCUCCCGGAAUGGUCCUCUCGGCCGGUGUGCAGAGAAAUGUUCCCCCCGGAGCUUCUCGACACGGUCGACUCGGCGGAUGCCAGUGGAAUGAGGAAGAGGCGCAAGCUGGAGCUGAGCAAAGUGAACGCUCUGCCAAAUGCGGAGGAAGCGUUUGGCAUGCCUGCCAUCGAGGGUGAAGACGACGAAGGUGUGCCGGUGAAUGGGAAGAAUAUACUGGAACGAUUGGAUGCUUUGCGGGAUGACGAGGGUGACGACGCUGCCGACGUGGACGACGACGAGGGCCUGGAAGAGGAGGAGGAGGAUGAAGUCUACGAUGACGAAGAUGCUGGUGACUACGAUGCUGAAACGUACUUUGACAAUGGCGACGAUGGCGGCGACGACUAUGGAGACGGAGAUGAUGGUGAAGGGACAUAUUAA
Molecule: messenger RNA, 807 nt
Organism: Trichoderma aggressivum f. europaeum
Lineage: Eukaryota; Fungi; Ascomycota; Sordariomycetes; Hypocreales; Hypocreaceae
Exons: 2
Coding region: 1-807 (268 amino acids)
Biological process (GO): transcription by RNA polymerase III
Cellular component (GO): RNA polymerase III complex
Source: RefSeq, a predicted model, not a curated record